Peniophora sp. CBMAI 1063 is the source of this 627-nucleotide messenger RNA. The record is from the annotation of a GenBank genome assembly. Lineage: Eukaryota; Fungi; Basidiomycota; Agaricomycetes; Russulales; Peniophoraceae.
AUGGGUUUCGGCAAGAACAACGUCCUUCACGACAACCACUUCCGCAAGGACUGGCAGCGCCGGGUCAAGACCUGGUUUGACCAGCCCGGUCGCAAGCUUCGUCGCCGUGUCGCCCGUAAGGAGAAGGCUGCAUCGCUCGGCGUUCGCCCCGUGAAGCCGCUUCGCCCGGCUGUCCGCGGCCAGACUGUCCGCUACAACAUCAAGCUGCGCGAGGGUCGCGGCUUCACCCUUGCCGAGCUCAAGGAGGCCGGCAUCGGCCGCAAGGAGGCGCGUGGAGUUGGCAUCGUCGUUGACCACCGCAGGCGGAACUUGUCGGUCGAGGGAAAGAACCUCAACGUGGAGAGGCUGAAGGCAUACAAGGAGCGUUUGAUCGUCUUCCCCCGCAACUCGAAGAAGCCCAAGAAGGGCGACUCCUCGGCCGAGGAUCUCAAGGCCGAGACGACCCGCCAGCCCCUUGCUCUCCCCCCAGCCUUUGUUGCGGAGGAGCCCCGCAAGAUCACCGAGGAGGAGAAGGGCUUCGAGGCUUACAAGACCCUCCGCACUUCCCGUGCCGACCAGCGGUACGAGGGCGCCCGCAAGAAGCGCCAGCAGAAGAAGGACGAAGAGGAGGCAGCGAAGAAGAAGUAA